Molecule: messenger RNA, 613 nt
Organism: Paramecium octaurelia
Lineage: Eukaryota; Ciliophora; Oligohymenophorea; Peniculida; Parameciidae
Source: the annotation of a GenBank genome assembly
AUGAUUGAAAGAUGGGAUUUUGAAAGAUUUUAAGCGGACCAUCCUGAUAGUUUUGAUAAAUUAGGUUAGUAAUUCAUCGACGAAAUCCAGAUAAACAUAAGGGAAAUAAAUGAUCUAUUCUGUUAAAAAUAGUUUUCUAAAUCACUAUGCAAUUUUACUGAUAUCACUUGCUCUAGCAUGUAUUAUUUUAUUAUUAUAAUAGAAAAGUCUCUGCGUUAUCAUUAGGUGAGGCUGCAAAAAAUUUAAAAACCUUAUUAGAUUAAUAUAUGGAAGAGGUAGAAGGAAUUAUUAAAUCAGGAGAUAAUUUUAAUUACGAACAACAGAGAGAGGCAGCUUUUUAAUUUAUUAAAAUUAUGGAGAUUGCAAGAGAAACUAUUAAUGAUUGGUUACAAUUUAGGAAUUAAACUAGAUUGCCAGAUCUAUUUGAAAAAGAAAGUAAUAAAUUACAUAAAUUAAUUAGUCGAAUAAUUAAGUGACACUUAUAGAGACCAACCGAAUCAAAAUUGUUCUAUUUUUUAAGAUUGUUCUAUUUGUUAACAUUGUUCUCUUUGUUAACUUAUAUGAUGAGUUAAUUUCAUUUAAUAAAUUUCUUCCUUUACAAAAUAUCAUGCCC